AGAGUGGCGCGUGGCUCUCUCUUGUGCCCAACUAUCAUUUGCCAAGCUUUGUCCCGCCCCCACCUCUCUGUUCCAACAUGCAGCGACCCCCCCUCUUCCCCAAUCAGACUAAACGGGUUGAGGCUGAAAACGUCGCUUAUCCAUAUUCUCGAAUGAUGUGGUCCAACCGGCUGUUAAUCCAGAACAUUGUAUUCUAUUUAUAUGACACGUUGUCCAAAUGAAACCUACGGAUACAUGUAAACAUCAGCAGAUUUAAAAGUGUAUUUCAAAGUACAACGUCAAAGUGCAAGUAAAAUCUCAUUUUGAAUUUUACGGAUAUCAAAGCAAAUAACAGUUUCAAAUUACUUUCUAGUUCACCACACCCCAUUCGCUGGGCUCAUUUCUUGGAAAACGAAACUGAUAGUAAAAUACAGGACAAGGUAGUUUCAAUUCGCCGAUGGAAGAUGGCCGGAGAGGAUGUUUUCCCUUAUCCUCUGGUAGUCGAGGGCAAAUGGGACCUGGACGUCGCCAAACUUUUGAAAAAUAAACUGCAGAUUUAUUUCCAAAGUAGGAAGCAAUGUGACGGUGGAGAGUGCGUGGUGGAAUAUGAAGAUCUCGCUUCAAACCAGGCAGUGGUGCGCUUCGCCAGUGACCAAACAAGAAACAAUGUAUUGAAGAAAGAAACACACCAGAUCGAUCUGCAAAAGAGAGGUAUUAUUUAUUUUACCGUCAGACUGCCAUCUCAGGCAGCUGCAGAAAGGGAUGGGACAACAGCAGCAGCCCAGUCUCCAGGACAGAACAAUACGGGUUGUGCAGGAAACCAGCCCAUUACAGGAGAUGAUGCUCAAGCAGUGUUGAUGGAAAGAGACCGUUCAGUGGAGAAUAUUCCAUUAACGGUGAAGAGAAAAAGUCAUCAUGAAAGUAGCCAAAUUCUACAAUCCUCUUCUGUGGUGCUACAAAAUCUUUCGAACAAUAUUACAUAUGAAUUGUUAGCUUUGCUUGUUGAAAAGCAUACUGAUUUAAGUGAAGCAGAUGAUGAUUUCACUAUGGAAAUAUUAAGUGAAAUUGAUGCAGCUGUCGUCACCUUCAAAGUUGAUAUUGACCCUUUUGAAUUUGCUAAAAAAUGCUCAAAAAAGGUUCUACUUCGACAAAAUAUUGAAGCAAGGGUAUUGGAAACAUCUAGGAGCAUAAGAGUGGAGAAUCUGCCUGCUAGCAUCACUGAAGAUCAUCUAAGACUCUACUUUGAAAGUGCCAAAAAUGGAAAUGGAAUUGUCAGCUCUGUUGAACUAACAUCUGAACACGAUGCAGCUGUGAUUUCUUUUGAAAAUUCUGCAGUUGUGGAUUUCAUUCUGUCCCGUGCACACAUGAUCGAUAAAGCACCAGUUAAUGUCUAUCUUUAUUACAAGUCCCUGAGUUCAGCUUUAUAUGGGAACAAAAGACCAGUGGUGAAAAUGCCUGAUCCCUUCAUGUUCGAUGUUGAUUGCUACAUUCUGCAGUUUCUUAAAAACAAUGAGGGGCGAAUUGCUGAAAUCAGUGACAAAAUGUCAGCAUGUUACUGCAAAAUAAUAUUCCCAGAAUUGGGCCAAUCAAACUCAAUUAAGAUUUCCCCAACAUUUUCAAAACAUAGUUCAUUUGAGAAACUUGCAAAGGGCUGGAAAAAGGAAGCUGGGGACACUUUAACUAGUAUUCUGUCAAAGUAUAACACGUUUACAUGUAACGUGAAUCAAUCAGUCUGGGAAAUAAUUAAGCAUGAACUUGAUCAAUAUUUGAACCAAAAUGUUGCUGUUAUCCCAGACAUUUCAAAGGAAAAAGUAAUAAUCACUGGAGUAAUUGAGCCUGUAGAUAUUUUACAACAAAGAUUCAAAUCAAUUAUGAACAAUGCAAUUGAAAAGAUAGAAAGGGAAAAAGAAAGUAUAACUCAGAGAGUACCAAUUAAUCUCGCCAAAUACGUUCUACUAGUAAACGAUGGUUUAGAAGACAGUGUUUCCAAACAAUUUCCAGACCUUCACAUAAAAUUCAACUCGCAUGAAAACAAUUUAACAUUGCAUGGGUUACCUUCAGAGGUUUAUAAUGCCAAAAGCAAAAUACUAGAAAAUAUUAUUCUAAUAAAAGAAACGAAAACUAAUCUAGACCCUUGUCUUCGUAACUUUAUACAAAAUGUUAGCUGUAAAGAGGUUUCUUCCCGCCUUUUUGCAUCAAAAGAUAUCAGUGCUGCAGUUGACAUCCAGGACAAUUCUGUUGUGUUGAUAGGAAGUACAGAUCAUUUAUUGUGUGCAGCAGAAGAGCAAAUCAGCAAACAUCUUGCUUUCAAAUCUAUUGCGAUAAGAGAUCUGAAUGUCAUUAGAAAGAAUGAAUGGACACAUUUAAAGCACAAAUUGGAUGAAAGAUUGAAUUCUCAAAGGAUAAAAGUUGAAAUUGAAGAGAAAACAUCAAAUGGGGGCAUGCACAUUAUUAUCGCUGGCUAUACUGAUUCUGUUGAAGAAGUAUAUGAAAACCUCAAUGACUUUGUCAAAAAGAACACAAUCAUUCAAAGAAACAUUCUAUUUAAAUCUCGUGGGGUGUUGCAAUUUUUGGUGGCCUUUGACAAAAUCAAAAAUGUACAAUCAAUAACUCAAGAUGUUAAAAUAAAAGUUAAUGAUGGGAGUAAUCAUGCAAGUGUCUCAGUCACUGGUCCUGAAGAGAAUGUCGAUCAUGUGGAAAAUUCACUUUCAGAUGCAGCUUCCAAAAUAGUUACAGGAGUGCUGCAAAUAACCACACCAGGAACAAAGAAAUUUUACAAAGAAAAAGAAGAAGUAUAUGGUUCCAUGGUAAAGGACAAGUAUGAUUGCAUUUUAAGACUUAUUGAGCACAGUGACAUGGAAGGUAAUGAUUUAAGCCAAUUUAACUGCAAAGUACAAUUGCCCAAUGGACCUGUAAUUACUGUCAAUAAAGGAGACCUGUGCAAGGCUCAUGUUGAUGUGGUUGUCAAUGCUGCAAAUGAAAACCUAAAGCACGUUGGAGGCCUUGCAAAAGCUUUGUUCGAUACUGCUGGUGCAGUGUUGCAAGAAGAGUGUGAUAGGAUUGUUAACCAACAAGGACCUCUUGUGCCCGGCGAUGCAGUUAUUACUGAAGCUGGUAUGCUACCAUGUUCCAAAGUAAUUCAUGCAGUUGGACCAAGGUGGAUGGAUACUAAUUCGAACACUGCCGUGAAAAGAUUAAAAAAUGCUGUGGAGGAAAGUCUAUGUUUAGCAGAAAUGUGUAAUUUUAAGUCUAUAGCAAUCCCUGCUAUUAGUUCAGGAAUAUUUGGAUUUCCACUGGCUUUAUGUGCUGACACAAUUGUCACAUCGAUCAGAGAGCAUUUUGUGAACCUGCAUGGAGACAGUACAUUGAAGGAGAUCCACUUGACAAAUUUCGAUGAUGAAACUGUUCAAGCAGUUGCAAAAGCAGUUCAGAAAAUAUUUGGUCAUUUAAUAGGUAAUGCACCUGUACCGCUUGAAAGGCCUGCCUCUGGUAACAGAAGAAAAACAAAUAGUUGUCUUCAAGCCCAAACAAAAGAAGGUCUAAACAUCCUUGUUGUCAAAGGGAAUAUUCAAGAUAUUACAGCUGCUGUCAUUGUAAAUGUGAUUGGAAUGGAUCUAAAGCUCUCUCUGGGUGCAAUUUCCAAAGCGUUAUUACAAAAAGCUGGUCCACAACUCGAACGAUUACUGGAGAAAGAAACAAAGGGGAAACAACCUCAAAAUGGACAAAUUUAUGAAACAAAAGGUUGCAAUCUUGACUGUAAUGAAGUGUAUCACGCUAUUGUUCCUCACUGGCAGGGAGGAUCUGGGAAUGCAGAAAAGGUUUUGAAAAAUCUAAUCAAAGAUUGUCUGAAGAAUACAGAAGGCUCAAAUCUGGAUUCCAUCGCAUUCCCUGCAAUUGGAACUGGCAACUUAUGUUUCCCAAAGGAUGUUGUUGCAAGUAUUAUGUUUCAAACUGUUCUGAAGUUCAGUACUGACAGAAAGCCGGCUCAUCUUAAGACAGUUUACAUUGUGGUACAUCCUGAUGAUCAUCAUAAUGUUCAGGCAAUGACUUGCGAAUUCAAAAGAUUUUUUAUGCAGCAGCCAAAAACUGGCGUCCACAGUGAAGAGCAGAAACCCACAGGUCCUUUGUUUGGAAAAAUGUCUUUGGUUACACCUGAGCAGGCUGAAAUGCAAAUGGGAUCAAUUUUAUUACAAGUGGUACCUGGAGACAUAACAAGGGAGACCACAGAUGCCAUUGUCAAUUCAUCAAAUAACACAUUUACUCUAAAAUCAGGUGUGUCCAAGGCAAUUUUAGAUGCUGCUGGUCAAGCUGUAGAAACUGAGUGCCAACAAAAAGGCUCACAACAAAACAGUGGAAUAAUAUUAACAAAUCCAGGAAAUCUAGCGUGUCGACAUAUAAUUCACAUAAUUGGACGAACGGCUCCUAAUGAAAUCAAAAAUGCUGUCAAUGCAGUACUUCAGAUAUGUGAACAACAGGAAUUCUCCUCUAUAUCUUUUCCUGCUCUUGGAACAGGACAAGGACGAGCAAAUCCUUCCCAAGUUGCUGAUGCAAUGCUUGAUUCAGUCGCUGACUUUAUAAAUACAACACCCUCGCCUUCAUUGCGGAAGAUUCGCAUUGUAAUUUUUCAACCUCCCAUGUUGAAUGAAUUUCACAGCAGCAUGAAAAAGCAUGAAACAUCCACUUCCCCAGAAAAUGAAUCUGUGCUGAAAAAAAUAGCUCAUACAUUUUCAUAUUUUUUUGGAAGUCAUCCGAAAGAGAAUAAAGAAUCCUUCAUUGAAGACACCAUUGAAUUCAAAGAUGAGAUAGAGCCUGUUCAUUUUGAGAUCUGUGGAAAGAGUAAGCAAGGUGUAGAAAAUACUAUAUCCUGGAUUAAAAAUAUAGUUUCAAAGGAGCAGUCUGAAGAAACCAUUGAUAGUAAUUAUCUAUUUGACUUUUCCGAAAAAGAAUUUGUAGAAUUAACGCGUCUUAAUAAAAGUCUGAAUAUCACAUUGGAUCUAAAACGCGACCAAUCUGGAGCUCGGAUCAAAAUCUGUGGUCUCACAAAGGAUGUUCUGACAACCUUUACUAAAAUUCAGAAGAUGAUUAACUGCCUCAGAGAAAAAGAAUCUGAAAGAAGAAACGAAGAUCUUGUCAAAAAUUUGGUUGAAUGGCAGUUUCAAGAUGGUAUUGAAUACAAACCAUUUACCAGCGCUACAAACUUCAUGCUGGAAGCAGCAUUUGGUAGAGAUCUGACUUCAACUAAAAUUCAACUUCACGGCAAGCCAUGCAAUGUGGAUUUGAAAAACCUUACUGCUACAAUCGAAGGAAAUAAGACCAUUUGUUUGAAAAGGGUUUUGAAAACUGAAGGAUUGCUAACUGAUGCUCUUCCAGAUCAUUGGGAUGGUAUGAAAAACAUACAGUAUACAUCUGUGCAGCUGCACCAGGAAUCCCAAGAAUAUCAGAAAGUAGAGCAAUCUUUCAAAGCAUCAGCCAACACAUUACAGAUUGUAAAGAUUGAAAGAAUACAAACCCCAUGUCUUUGGAAGAAUUAUAUGAUUAAAAAACAAUUGUUUGAAGAUAAAAAUCCUGCUGGAACUAACAAUGAAAGGAACUUGUUCCAUGGAACAGCGUCGGACACACUAGAGUCAGUCAGCCAUCUUGGGUUCAACCGGAGCUACGCAGGAAGGAAUGCCACAGUUUAUGGGAAUGGCACAUAUUUUGCUGUAAAUGCAAUGUAUUCAGCUCAUGACACAUAUUCAAAGCCUGAUGCCAAUGGAAUGAAGUACAUGUAUCGUGCUCGAGUACUCACUGGUGUCUUCUGUCAAGGGCAAGGUGGAAUGCUUACACCUCCUCCAAAGAAUCCAAGUAAUCCAACAGACUUGUAUGACAGUGUUGUGGACAAUGUAAAUAAUCCUUCCAUGUUUAUUAUUUUCAAUGACAUUCAAGCUUAUCCAGAAUAUUUAAUUACAUUUCAAUAACUGAGUUAUUUGGGAUAUAAAACAUGUGAUUUUUAUAAUGGAAUUCAAAUUUCUGAAGCUUUCUGAUUAUUUUUCAGAAUUAUAAUGUUGAAAUCAUAGCUUUUGAUUUUUGUAGUCCCUGCUUUCUCCUCCCCUUCCCAGCUCCCACUGUCUCCGCCUCCUCCUUUCUUCUUUCUCCCCCACCCCCACAUCAGUCUGAAGAAGUAUCUCGACCCGAAACAUCGCCUAUUUCCUUUGCUCCAUAGAUGCUGCCUUGCCCGCUGAGUUUCUCCAGCAUUUUUGUCUACCUUCGAUUUUCCAGCAUCUGCAGUUCCUUCUUAAACAUUUUGAUGUUUUAAAAUCAUUUUGACUAACUAAUGAAAAGACAUAGCUAUUUCAUGUCUAAGAUACAUUGUCAACUCUCAAGCACAUUUUGGGGGUGGGAGAGGAUGAAGGGGAGGUGAUCAUUUACACUAUUUGGCAUGAAUGCAAUUUCACCAACACAAAAACAUCUUUUUGAGGAUCUCCUUACAUAGAGAGAAAGUAUACACAUGUUUGGAAUCAAAAAUAAAUGCUAAACAUGCAGUAAGUCGGGCAAAUACAAUGCAAGCUGCUGAUUAGAUGCACACUUAUGUGUCCAUCUAUAUGGUUUCAAUGAUAGGAUGUAAUGCCCAUCCCUAGUUGCUGCAUAAGUGAGUAAACAAAUGGAAGACAACUACUUUGGCACGUCUGGAGUCACAAGUGUCAGACCCAAUUAUGUUUUACAGUAAACUGGCAGUUACACAGUUACUGUUCCUGAUUCGAGCUCUUUAAUGCAGACAUACACAAUCACUUGGAUUUAAAUUAUGUAACUGCCAUGCUAGGAUUCAUAGAAAAGUAUCUGGAAGAACAUCAGAAAGCAGAAGAAGAUCCGGACUGAACCAAACUUAUUAUUCAGAAGUGAGUUUCUAUUUGGUUGAUGGUUCCUGUUCUGAAGUCAAAAUAAAUCAUAUCUCUAGGAGUCUGUCCAUUCUCAAUCUGGCCCCCUUUUCUGUUCUUUUCCUGAAUAACACUGCAUACCUGGACUAUAGCUGUUGCAUCAAUAAGCCAAUUUUUCUGUUUUCUGAGUAUUCAUUGACCAGUUGAUUUUCCAUAGUUUAUGACAUUCUAAAAAUGUGAAAACGCUGCAUAUUUUUAGUAUGAGAUUCUUAUCUUUGAGUAGUUUCGUGUUCAAAUGAUUCAUUAAUAGUAAUCCUUUCUAAUCCUAAUCUUCAAGAAUUGUUUAUUUGAAUACAAUGAGUGAAAUUGAUUAAAAACACAUGUAACAUAUAAAGGUUUAUAUAAGCAUAUAAAAGCAUUAUUAAACGGGUUAAUAUUCCUUGGUAGACCAUAUAACCAACCUUUUAACUAGUUUAUCUUACUGUUAUAUUAGAAUGUAUGUCUUUGCUUGUAUACACUUGAUAAGUGUGAAGAAAUGCAAUAUAUUAAAAGAGUGCAAACAAUUACCUGUCGAAUAGUAC
Leucoraja erinaceus (little skate) is the source of this 7414-nucleotide messenger RNA. RefSeq names its product protein mono-ADP-ribosyltransferase PARP14-like. Gene Ontology annotation, molecular function: NAD+ poly-ADP-ribosyltransferase activity; transcription corepressor activity; RNA binding. Gene Ontology annotation, cellular component: cytoplasm; nucleus. The record is from RefSeq and is a predicted model, not a curated record. The coding region runs from base 444 to 5936 and encodes 1830 amino acids. Gene Ontology annotation, biological process: negative regulation of gene expression. The transcript is spliced from 17 exons. Lineage: Eukaryota; Metazoa; Chordata; Chondrichthyes; Rajiformes; Rajidae.